Messenger RNA from Acanthosepion pharaonis, 2364 nucleotides. Lineage: Eukaryota; Metazoa; Mollusca; Cephalopoda; Sepiida; Sepiidae. The record is from the annotation of a GenBank genome assembly.
AUGAAAAAUUCCAGGCUGCAAGUUCACAUUUUAGCAAAAAACGCUAACUGUACUUUCAUCGAUAUUGUUUUAUCUCAUAACAAGCCACAACACUAUCUAUCUAUCUAUCUAUCUAUCUAUCUAUCUAUCUAUCUAUCUAUCAUGGAUUGUAAUGAAGCCCACCUCUUUUCUUUUGUAUUUCAUCUAUCUAUCUAUCUAUCUAUCUAUCUAUCUAUCUAUCUAUCUAUCUAUCUAAGUCUAUUCAUAUCUAUCUAUCUAUCUCAGUCUACUCAUAUCUAUCUAUCUAUCUCAGUGUAUUCAUAUCUCUAUCUAUCUAUCUAUCUAUCUAUCUAUCUAUCUAUCUAUCUAUCUAUCUAUCUAUCUCAGUCUAUAUCUAUCUAUCUAUCUAAGACUAUUCAUAUCUAUCUAUCUAUCUAUCUAUCUAUCUAUCUCAUCUAUUCAUAUCUAUCUCAGUCUAUUAAUAUCUAUCUAUCUAUCUAUCUAUCUCAGUCUAUUCAUAUCUCUAUCUAUCUAUCUAUCUAUCUAUCUAUCUAUUUCAGUCUAUUAAUAUAUCUAUCUAUCUAUCUAUCUAUCUCAGUCUAUUCAUAUCUAUCUAUCUAUCUAUUCUGUUCAUAUUUAUCUCCCCCCCUCUCUCUCUCUCUCACUCUAUCUGUCUGUCUGUCUCUCUCUCUCUCUCUCUCUCUCUCUCUCGCCCUCUCUCUAUUCUGUUCAUUAUCUAUCUAUCUAUCUCAGUCUGUGCAUUUAUAUCUAUAUAUCUAUCCACCUAUCUGUCUGUCUAUCUAUGUUAAUCUGGUUAUGUCUUUAUGUAUUUCUAUCUUAGUCUGUUCAUAUUUAUCCCUCUCUCUCUCUCUCUCUCUCUCUCUCUCUCUCUCUCUCUCUCUCUCUCUCUCUGUCUCACUCACUCUAUCUCUCUCUGUCUCACUCACUCUAUCUGUCUAUCUGUCUGUCUGUCUCUCUCACUCUAUCUGUCGGUUUGUCUCUCUCUCUCGCUAUCUCUCUCUAUAUAUCAGUCUGUUAACAUCUAUCUACCUAUCUGUCUGUCAAUCUGUUUAUAUCAAUCUAUCACUGUCUGUUCAUAUCUAUCUAUAUUGCUUUCUAUCUAUCUAUCUAUCUAUCUAUCUAUCUAUCUCAGUCUUCAUAUCUCAGUCUGUUCAUAUCUAUCUAUCUACACUAUUUACACUUGAGAGCAAUUUUUAUAAUUAUUUAAUCUAUCAAUCUAUCUAUCUACCACAGUCUGAUCCUAUCUAUCUGUAUCCGUUUAUAUCUAUCUAUCUAUCUAUCUAUCUAUCUAUCUAUCUAUCUAUCUAUCUACCACAGUCUGAUCCUAUCUAUCUGUAUCCGUUUAUAUCUAUCUAUCUAUCUAUCUAUCUAUCUAUCUAUCUAUCUAUCUAUCUACCACAGUCUGAUCCUAUCUAUCUGUAUCCGUUUAUAUCUAUCUAUCUAUCUAUCUAUCUAUCUAUCUACCACAGUCUGAUCCUAUCUAUCUGUAUCCGUUUAUAUCUAUCUAUCUAUCUAUCUAUCUAUCUAUCUAUCUAUCAAUCUCAUCUAUUCAUUACCUAUCUAUCUAUCUAUCUAUCUAUCUAUCUAUCUCAGUUUUUUCUCUCUAUCUAUCUCAGUCUGUUUUUUAAUCUAUCUCAGUCUAUUUAUAUCAAUCUACCUCACUUUUAUCUAUCUAUCUAUCUAUCUAUCUAUCUAUCUAUCGCAGUCUAUUCAUUAUCUAUCUAUCUGAUCUGUUCGUUAUCUUUCUCUCCCAAUCUAUCUAUCUAUCUAUCUAUCUAUCUAUCUAUCUAUCUAUCUAUCUCAGCCUGUUCAUAUCUAUCUAUCUAUCUAUCUAUCUAUCUAUCUAUCUAUCUAUCUAUCUAUUUCAGUCUGCUCAUAUCUAUCCCGAUCUGUUCAUAUCUAUCCAUCUAUCUCAAAUUCUCUUCUUCGACUUCCUCCUCAUUUUCCUCCUCCCCUUCUGAUUCUUCAUUUUUACUACUCUUCUUCUUUCUCAUCUUCUUCCUCUUCUUUCUCCUCAUUCUAAUCUUCUUCAACUUAUUCCGAUGCUUCUUUCUUCUUUCUUUUCUUCUUCCUUUUCUUCUUCCGCUUUUUCAUUCACCGCUUCUUCUUCCUUUUCUUCUUCAUUUUUUCUUCCUUUUCUUCUUCCUUUUCUUCUUCCUUUUUUCUUCCUUUUCUUCUUCCUUUUCUUCUUCCACUUCUUCAUUCUCCAUUUCUUCCUUCUUCUUUUCUGCUUCCAUUUCUUCAUUGUUCUCUUCUUCUUCCUUCUUUUCUUCUUCCUCUUCUUCCUUCUUCACUUUCCUUCCCCUCCUCUUCUUUCUCACUUUACUCCUCCUCUUUCCCCUCUUUUUUUAUCAAAAGUAUUAG